Molecule: messenger RNA, 682 nt
Organism: Rhodamnia argentea
Lineage: Eukaryota; Viridiplantae; Streptophyta; Magnoliopsida; Myrtales; Myrtaceae
Product: PHD finger-like domain-containing protein 5A
Exons: 2
Coding region: 186-518 (110 amino acids)
Biological process (GO): mRNA splicing, via spliceosome
Cellular component (GO): U12-type spliceosomal complex; U2 snRNP; catalytic step 2 spliceosome
Source: RefSeq, a predicted model, not a curated record
GUGACUCGAGCGCUAGAAACGUCCCAUUUCUAGGUCGGUGCUUCCAGAGAAAGGUCCCUGCCCAAGCCGUCACACCGCCGGCGACACCGGUAACGGCGGUCUUCACCCUCCUGUGCGUACAUAUUAGCCUUGGAGAGAGCUUCCCACUGUCCGUGAUUUGCAGCUAGAGGCUUGUUGCAGAGAACAUGGCCAAGCAUCAUCCUGAUUUGAUCAUGUGCAGGAAACAGCCGGGAAUCGCCAUUGGACGACUCUGCGAGAAAUGUGAUGGGAAGUGUGUCGUCUGCGAUUCCUACGUCCGUCCAUGCACGCUGGUACGCGUAUGCGACGAGUGCAACUACGGUUCUUUUCAGGGCCGCUGUGUCAUCUGUGGGGGAGUGGGAAUCUCCGAUGCUUACUACUGCAAAGAGUGCACACAACAGGAGAAGGACAGGGACGGGUGUCCAAAAAUCGUCAAUCUAGGAAGCGCAAAAACCGAUCUCUUCUACGAACGCAAGAAGUAUGGUUUCAAGAAACGGUGAUGGUUCUCGGAUUGAUGUGAACCAGUGGUAUUGUUGAGAUACCAGCUUCGAUGUUAUGAUAUCGGCUCUCUGCAAUCCUGUUUAGCCUAACUUGUCAGAAAUGUAAUUGAGAAGCAUGUGAUGGAUAUUGUUCUUGGAGGAGAUGAUACUUUAUGUUUUGGUCU